AGCUUUAGCGUUUAAAGAAUCUUUUGAAAAAAAAAACAUUAGAGUUAAUUAAAGUCGCAAUAUUUCAGUGAGAACUUAAAAAUGGAAGGACAAGGGAGUCUUCCACCACAAAUAUCUGCUGAAGCUGAACAAUUAAUUCACGCAGUUGAUGUUGCCUUAUCCCCAGUAGUUUCAGCCGAAGAAAGAAACCAAGCCUACAAUUUGUGUGAAAGAUUCAAAGAAGAAUCACCGUUGUGUGCGAUCGUUGGCCUGCAGCUUGCUGGCUCAGCUAGAAGUCCAACUAUAAGGCAUUUUGGUCUGCAGCUAGUAGAGCACUGCAUUAAAUUCAGAUGGAAAGAUAUGCAUCCCCAAGAAAAGCUCUCGAUUAAAGAUUCUGUGUGGAAGCUUAUGGGAAAUGGCACUGACAUGAGUGACCCUUCAUACAUUAAAGACGGCACUGCUAGAUUGGUAGUGGAAAUGGUAAAACGAGAAUGGCCUCAGCAGUGGCCCAACUUCCUUCAAGAGCUCACCAACCUUUCUCAAAGUGGGAAAGAAUACCAAACUGAGUUGGUGCUUUUAGUUUUACUUCGUUUAGCAGAAGAUGUGGCCGUUUUUCAAUCAGUAGAUGCUGUUAGACGCAGAGAUCUUCAACAGGGACUUACGGCAAAUAUGGCAGAGAUUUUUGAUUUUCUUUCCCGGCUAUUGCGCGUUCAAGUGACCGCCUAUCAUGAUCGGAAGUUGGCCGGAUCUCCUGCUGCACAAUUUUCAUGCCGGCUUGCUCUGUCGGUUAUUACCGUCUUUCAAAGUCACGUCGAAUGGGUUUCAAUCAACCACAUUAUGGCCCACGAAGGGCAACUGCUAGUCCUGCUGUGUACCCUGCUCUCCGACGAAAAUUUUCGAUUACCCGCAGCUGAAUGUCUUCUCCAGAUUAUAAGCCGUAAAGGUCCAGCCAAAGAGAGAUCACCAUUACUCGUUCUCUUUAAUCAAGGAGCCAUAGCUUCAAUGCUUGAAUCUGCACAGUUGGCUUCCGCGCAGCCUCUGACCGAAGUAAACUACAAUUUCUUGAAACGCCUCACUGAAGUCCUAGUUGGAAUGGGCACGCAAUUGUGCAGUCUGUUCGGCAAAGAACCUGAAGUUACGAAACCAGAUACGUUUGCCAUGUAUCUUCAAGCUGUUUUGGCACUGACCCGACAUCAAAGUCUGAGCAUUAAUCAAACGGCUGCCACCUUGUGGGUUGCCCUCUUCAAACACGAUCGUUUAAACACAGAACUGGAACUGCUGGCCGUUAUCGAGGCCUGGAUUGCAAUUGCAGCUCGCAAGUUUGUGAAGACAUCCGUUUGCGCUUAUAACGCGAUGGAUUUUGAUUCCGAUGAAGAGUUCACCGCAUUUCAUCAGCGUCUACGGUCGGAAUUGAUUGACGCCGUACGCCUUGCUACUGCGUUAGCACCAUCCGUGACCUUCUCCUACGCUCACCGAUGGCUACUCAGCCAACUAGAUAAUCCUAAUUCAAUUCUAGCUGAAUGGGAAGCUUUAGCCUUGUUUCUCGAUUCCGUGGCCUGUAAGGCCAAAGAGGCACCAGCCGGGCCCCAACUACUAGAACGCUGUUUGAAUUACCAAUCCAGCGAUCCUUCUAUCCUCUCGGAAUUGUUGUCCUGCAUUUCAGCACUGUUCGUCUACGUCCAGCACGAUUCCCAGCGAUUACUUCAACCAGUUCUCAAUCGCAUAUUUUCUUCAGUCCUUUUUAGCGGACCCGGUCAGUCUAAAGAAAACCGCACCAAGAUAGUCCGCAAUGUUCGCCGACACGCCUGUUCGCUCUUGGUGAAAAUCAGUAUGCAACAUCCCGGUCUACUAGUUCAACAAUUUCAAUAUCUUAAAUCGAAUAUCGAUCGACUCGGCAAAACCCAAGACGAUUCUCAAUUAAGUCGGAUGGAAGUAUUAACCUUGCAAGAAGCCCUACUCAUCAUAUCAAAUCAAUUCACAGAAUUUCAAAUGAAAUGCGAUUUAAUUGGCGAAAUUAUUCGACCAGCAGCGCAACAAUGGACGGCCAUGAGCCCAGCUUUUAAUUCGGCUAAAGAAUUUUUAUCUUUCAUUGGUCUGGACCGGCCACCAUUGGAACCUUCAGUCGAAGAUGUCCAUGGUCGUAAUCGAUCAGAGCUGCUGGCCAGCACGUCGGUGUUCUUGGCUGUUUUGAAACGUUGUCGCACAUCGAUCGAUCCAUUGAAAGGUCAUCCAGCUGCCCAGCACUUGGCCCCUCUGUUAUUCGAUACUUUCCGAUUGGCUCGAGUUCUCCAUCAACUUUGGGAGCCGGAAGCACAAGCUUUGCUAUCUCCUGGCUAUGCAAAAGCACACGAUCUUCUAGAAAGCGAAAUUAUUAAUAUUUUAGCACAAGGAGGGAUGUCACAGUCGGGCAUGCCGGCCUGCAUUUCACAACUGAAUGGCAACGUGCAAAAACAGCAGAGUCCUCUGGAACGUGUUCAAAACUUCCUGGCUCAAAUCCACAAUAAUGUGUUCGUCAUGUUGGGAUCAUUCGGAGAGACUCUUGGCGAUCAGUUUUAUGCAACACCGGGAUUAGCUGUGGCUGUGGCCGGCACCACGUGCGGCCAUGGAAUGGAAUACAUCCCAGAUUGCAGAUUGCGUACGGUCGUCAAAGUCUUUUGUCGACCUUUCAUCAUCUCUUGUCCAGCUCAUCUUCAUCAAUCGGCCAUCUUGCCUUUUCUCGCUCAUUUCCUUCCGGCCAUGUUGCAAAGAUUGGCCGGCCGGUGGCAGCAAACGAUGCAGCAACAGCGCGAUGAGAAUCAGGCCAACCUGCAAGAAAUCCUCUGUGAUGUGAUUGUCCGUCUCGCAACUCGAGAUUACAUUGAACUAUUGAAGAAUGUAAUUUUAACAAUGACCACUCAAUUUCAAGGAGAAGACAAUGACGAAAUGAUGGAUGCAGAAGGUUCAUCUUCAGCUAGCCAAGUGGUUGCUAAUGUCAGCGAGCUGGGCAAGACUGUCCUGUCCGAGCCGAAUUUAUGUGGCCAUUUGCUUCAAUUCUUAUUGAGCGCCCUGUGGUGGCCAGAUUCCGGCAAUUCACUCAAAGCUUCCAAUAUCCUUGAAUCGAUUGUGAAAUAUUGGGCUGGUCUUAUACCAAGGAAUUCGGCACAUUUUCCUUCAAGUGAAGUGGCCUGUCUGUGUCUUUCCCACCUGCUGAAUGGCAUCCAGCUUUUGGGACAGCAUGACGCUAAUCUCAGCUCGUUGAUACAUUUGGGCGUGCUCAUGUACGAUACUUUCUUGCCCAUCUAUCCGGCCGCCAUGUCGGAAUUGAUGAUGAGAAAUGCUGGAUGUAGUCGUGAAGAUGCUGAUCAAUACCAGGACAAGGCUUCUUCGUUGGCCGGUGGACAGAAAUUGAAUCAGAAAAUGGAACGAUCGAAACGGGAACUCUUUCGCAAAAUGACUAGCCAAAUUGUUGGGCAACAUUUGGCCGAUUUAUUCCGUAAGCCGGUGCAACUUGCCAGCCUUCCGAAAAUGGGUUCGCUUAAACCCCGUCCCAAACCGGAUGCCAUUGAUUUGGCGGAUGCUGGACUCGCCGAUUUGUUUAUACAGGAAUGAAUAAAACAAAUACUUGUGAAUGAAAAUUUGAUAA
Molecule: messenger RNA, 3601 nt
Organism: Daphnia carinata
Lineage: Eukaryota; Metazoa; Arthropoda; Branchiopoda; Diplostraca; Daphniidae
Product: exportin-5-like
Exons: 5
Coding region: 82-3567 (1161 amino acids)
Biological process (GO): RNA export from nucleus; protein export from nucleus
Cellular component (GO): RNA nuclear export complex; nucleus; cytoplasm
Molecular function (GO): small GTPase binding; nuclear export signal receptor activity; RNA binding
Source: RefSeq, a predicted model, not a curated record